UGGCCGACAUCGAGGAGGAGGGGAAGGGGGCAGCGAGGAGGAGCCGCGGCUUCUGCUUGUUCCUCCCUCUCCUCCUUCCUCCCUGUUUGGGGCUUUUGGGUGGCCCUCCUCCGCCGGAAAAUGGAGCCUUUCCCCAGCGGAGAUCGAAUCCAGUUGCCUAGGAAUAUGAUUGAAAAUAGCAUGUUUGAGGAAGAGCCUGAUGUGGUUGACUUGGCUAAAGAACCUAGUUUGCACCCGUUGGAGCCUGAUGAAGUAGAGUAUGAGCCAAGGAGUUCUCGGCUUCUUGUACGUGGACUUGGGGAUCAUGAAAUGGAUGAGGAUGAAGAUGAUUAUGAAUCAUCAUCGGCUAAACUUCUGGGAAUAUCUUUUAUGAACAGAAGCACUGGCCUACGUACUAACACAGUUGGUUACAGACAGAGUUCUGAUAGAUCAUGUUCUGCACCUUCUGUAAGGACCACAGUGAUUUGUGCUGUUGUUCUUGUGAUUGCUGUCUCAGUAAUAAUGGCAAUCUAUCUUCUUCCUAAAUGUACCUUUACCAAAGAAGGUUGUCAUAAGAAAAACCAUACAACAGAAGAUAUUUAUCCUUUGGCAACAAAUGGAAAGCCCUUUCCAUGGGCACAUUUUAGACUUCCAGUUUCUGUUGUGCCCAUACAUUAUGAUGUUGUCUUGCAGCCAAAUCUUACUACUAUGAUGUUUGCAGGUUCUGUUCAAAUAACUGUGAAAGUUCUUCAAGUUACUUGGCAUAUCAUACUUCAUAGUUCAAAACUUAAUAUUACCAAGGCAACCCUUGCCUCAUUAGGGUCAAGCCAACCCAAACCAGCUGAACUUUUGGAAUAUCCAAUGAAUGACCAGAUUGCAAUUUUGGCUUCAGAGGCUCUUCUUGUAGGCCAAGAGUAUAACAUCAGCAUGGAAUAUUCUUCUAAUUUAUCAGACACGUAUUAUGGCUUGUAUAAAAUCGCCUUUAAAGAGAACAGUUCAACAACAAGUACAGGGGUUCCCAACUUGGGGAUCAAUUGA
Molecule: messenger RNA, 1017 nt
Organism: Sceloporus undulatus (fence lizard)
Lineage: Eukaryota; Metazoa; Chordata; Lepidosauria; Squamata; Phrynosomatidae
Product: leucyl-cystinyl aminopeptidase-like
Exons: 3
Coding region: 121-1017 (298 amino acids)
Biological process (GO): peptide catabolic process; proteolysis
Cellular component (GO): cytoplasm
Molecular function (GO): peptide binding; zinc ion binding; metalloaminopeptidase activity
Source: RefSeq, a predicted model, not a curated record